Messenger RNA from Lactuca saligna, 2334 nucleotides. The record is from the annotation of a GenBank genome assembly. Lineage: Eukaryota; Viridiplantae; Streptophyta; Magnoliopsida; Asterales; Asteraceae.
AUGCUUUCCCUAGGGCAACGGCUAAGGUAUAAAGAAGGAGGGCUCCAGCGAGAUACUUCGCCGGACCUGACAUACCUCGUUACGUCAUAUUCACCGUUGGUUACACGUGGUUUUGCUCUCUCUCCUUCAUCGUCCUCGUCCCCCGCCGACAUUUGGGCUGCUAUGAGUGAUCAGGCAAGGGGAGGCAUUUCUUUCUUUUGGAGUUGGUCAUAUUGGAGUACAUUUUUACUUACUUGGGCUGUCGUGCCUAUCCUUCAGGGUUAUGAAGAUGCUGGAGAUUUCACAGUAAUGGAAAGAUUAAAAACCAGUUUACAAGUGAAUUUACUUUUCUACCUCAUUCUUGCCUCUGUUGGACUCUUUGGACUUAUACUGCUUAUUUUAUUGCAUGAAAACUGGAGAGGUGGCAUCAUUGGGUUUGCAAUGGCUUGUUCAAAUACAUUUGGGCUUGUUACUGGUGCAUUUCUUCUUGGUUUUGGUUUAAGUGAAAUCCCAAAGGGUAUUUGGAGUAAAUCUGACUAUGUUUCCCGCCAAAAAGUUCUUUCCCAUAAAGUGGCUAGAGCAGCUCUAAAACUUGACGAUGCUCAUCAGAAUUUGUCAAAUGCUAUAGUUGCUGCUCAAGCAACAUCAAAGCAAAUGUCAAAUCGUGAUCCAUUGAGACCCUACAUGGAUAUCAUUGAUGUAACAUUGACAAAUAUGCUUAAUGAAGAUCCAUCUUUCAAGCCUCAAGGAGGAAGAUUAGGGGAAAAUGAUAUGGAUUAUGAUGCUGAUGAGAAAUCCAUGGCAACACUAAGACGCCAGCUAGGCAGAGCUAAAGCUGAGUACUACCGUUGUAAAAGUGAAUAUAUGAAUUUUGUGCUGGAAGCUCUUGAGCUUGAGGACACUCUAAAGAAUUUUGAGCGCCGAAAUGCAACUGGAUGGAAAUAUAUUUCAAGCUACAGGCCCGAGCGGGAAGGGAAGCUAGGAUUUUGUCUUGACACAAUUGAGCUGGUAUGGCGAUGUAUUUUAAGGAAGCAACUCCAAAAGCUUUUGGCUAUCAUACUUGGUUGCUUAACUGCUGCAAUUCUUGUAGCAGAAGCCACUAUACUCCCUAAAGGAGUUGACUUUUCUCUUUUUUCUUUUUUAAUUAAUGCAGCUCAAACAAAUGGAGUACUUGUACAGGUUGUUAGUUUCAUACCCUUAAUGUACAUGUGUGUUUGCACUUAUUAUUCAUUAUUCAAAAUCGGAAUGUUGACUUUCUACUCACUUACUCCAAGUCAAACAAGUUCAGUCAGCCUCUUAAUGAUAUGCUCACAGGUGGCGCGAUACGCACCACCAAUCUCAUAUAACUUCCUAAAUCUUAUUCGUCUUCCAGGAAAUACUAAUACUGUAUUUGAACAGAGAAUGGGGAAAAUUGAUGAUGCAGUUCCCUUUUUUGGGGAAAAUUUUAACAAGAUAUUCAGACUGAGAAAUGAAAGUAGUGAUGAUGUUGAUGGAUUUGAUCCAUCUGGAUUGAUGAUUUUGCAAAAAGAAUGUUCUUCCAUUACAAACGGACAUAAAGUUGGUGAACUUGUGAUUCCCUUAGCAAGAUAUUUUAAUGAUGCGAAUACAGAUAUAGAAACAGUUUCCCCUGAUUCAAAAGCAGCUCUUUCGAUAAACGAACCCCAUGAUACCACUAACAAAGAGAAAAUGAACCAAAAAUACAAAGCAUUAAGAGCGGAUGAAAAAAUCCGUACAAAUAGAACCUUCUCAAAUGCUUCUUCACUUGAUAUCGACACCAACACUAACAAUUCAGAAAGUGGACAAUCUUCAAGAACAUCGGCUUCUAGAAUAUCAUCAACAUGGGUGUCGAUGAAGACAAAUUUCCAUAAUUUAAGGUCUAAUAUGGCGGCUAAAAGAUUCAUGCAAGUACCUCAAUCACAACCACCUCAACAAUCACCUUCUCAAUCUCUCGAUGAGAUCUUCGAGAGGUUAAAACAACCGCCACGAGCUAAUGAUGACGAGGAUCUUGACGGUUUUGCUGUGGGCCCGAGUAAUCGUGGGCCCCAAAGGUGAAAUACAUUGAUGUUGUUGUAAAUUUUGUUAUAUAGGAUGAAGAUUUGUGUUGAUUAGUGUGUAAAUGUAUAUUUAUAUUAUUGUAUACGUGCUUUGUUUUAAGAGUAAGAAUGUUAGAAUCCAUAAGUGACUCUCAACAACUUUUAGUUGUUGUGUGAUUUUGGUGGGCCACGUAUAGAGGCGUAGUGCAUCCAUGUUUUAGAUGAGUUAAGUUGAUAUGUGCAUAACAUUGGCUUGGGAUACACUUAAAUGUAUUUUACUCAUGCGUUAUAUUUCCAUUGCAAAAUGCCGAGCUUUUAUUGA